Erythranthe guttata (spotted monkey flower) is the source of this 1493-nucleotide messenger RNA. RefSeq names its product PRP38 family protein. Lineage: Eukaryota; Viridiplantae; Streptophyta; Magnoliopsida; Lamiales; Phrymaceae. The record is from RefSeq and is a predicted model, not a curated record.
UGAAGCCCAAGUGACUGGGAAGGGAUUUACGCCAGACAAGUCAGAUUGUGAAAAUUGGUAAUUUGGGGGUUUAGGGUUUCGACAUUUUUUUCUGCCGGAGCCCCUGAAUCUGAAUCUGUGAAAUGGCGAAUCGAACAGACCCGCUAGCAAAGAGCAUAAGGGGUACGAACCCUCAAAAUUUGGUGGAGAAGAUAUUGAGAACAAAGAUAUAUCAGAACACAUACUGGAAGGAGCAAUGUUUCGGUCUUACUGCAGAAACCCUUGUCGACAAAGCCAUGGAGCUCGACCACCUCGGCGGCACCAAUGGCGGCAACCGCAGACCCACCCCUUUUAUGUGCCUCGUUAUGAAGAUGCUCCAGAUUCAGCCUGACAAGGAAAUUGUUGUCGAAUUCAUCAAGAAUCCCGACUACAAAUAUGUUCGUGUGCUUGGUGCUUUUUAUCUCCGACUUACUGGGACAGAUGUCGAUGUUUAUCGGUACCUCGAGCCUCUAUACAACGAUUACCGAAAGCUGAGGCUUCAGCUUAAUGAUGGAAAAUUCACUUUAACACAUGUUGAUGAGUACAUUGAUGAGCUUUUGACUAAAGAUUACUCAUGCGACAUCGCCUUGCCUCGAAUAAAGAAAAGAUGGACACUUGAGGCAAUUGGUUCGUUAGAACCACGAAGAAGUGCUCUCGAAGACGACUUUGAGGAGGAGGAAGAAAAAGAUGAAGAAGAUGAACAAAUUGCAGACGGAGUAGAUUCCCCCCGGGGCAAUGACAAGGAUUACUAUCGAGCACGGAGUCCGACCAGGGAAAAAGAUCGAGAUAAGAAACGGGAUACUCAAAGAUACAGGGAUAGAGAGCAUGAGAGGGAUAGAGAUUACGAGAGAGAUUAUGAAAGAGAACGUGGAAGGGGACGCGACAGAGAUAGAGAUCUCAGAGACAGAGAGAGAGAUCGUGACAGAGAUAGAGAUAGAGAUAGAGAUAGAGAUAGAGAAAGAGAAAGAGAUAGAGAUGGACGAAGAGAAAGGGGCAGGAGAAGAAGCUAUUCAAGGAGCCCAAGUAGAGAUAGGAAAGAUGAAGAUGGUGACGAGUAUCGUAGUAGAAGGCAUCAUCAUCAUCAUCGUAGAAGUAUUAGUCCCAAAAGGCAGCGGGGUGGUGAAAUGAACGAGGAUGAGAAGCCUAAAAGGAAGAGAGAGAAGAAGGCUGUUGCUAUGAGAGAUGAUGGAACUGACCAUCCUGAUCCUGAAAUUGCUGAACAGAAUAGGAUUCGUUUAUCUCUUGGUAUUAAGCCUCUCAGGCCGUGACAAUAUUAAUAAUAUCUGUUUUUUUUUUUUUUUUGUAUUUUCAGUGGAUGAAAUUAAUCUACGAAUUGUGUGUGUGUAUGUAGCUGUUGGAUAUAUUAUUGUCAAGUUAUAUACGUACGGUAUGCAAGGCUUUUCUAUCGACUUGUUUUCCCAGAUUUCAAGUAUGUUGUACCAAGUUUAAAAGAAAAGAUAAAAAAAAUUGAGAGC